AUGGACCGAAUCACGUUCAAAGUUAACGGGGAACCAUGUUCAGUACCAGUGAGUUCCGAGGUAGACUCGGACACGUCAGUGAACGACUACGUGCGCGACACUCUUAACCUCCAUGGCACAAAGUUCAUGUGCAAGGAGGGUGGCUGUGGAUCAUGCAUCGUCAACGUCACCAUCCCGGACCCCUAUACAGGCGGCCGACGAACUAUGGCCAUCAAUUCUUGUUUAGUAUCAAUAACAUCAUGUCAAGACUGGGAGAUCAAGACUGUAGAGGGGAUCGGCGACCGCCGAAAAGGGUACCACCCCGUCCAACGUGCGCUAGCAGAACACAAUGGCACACAAUGCGGGUUCUGUAGCCCCGGCUGGGUUAUGAGUAUGUACAGCUUGCUGGAGUCAAACCAUUACGAUCUCACCCAGUUACAGAUAGAACAAUCACUCGGUAGUAACAUAUGUCGUUGCACCGGCUAUCGUCCCAUUCUUGACGCGUUUAAGACCUUCGCAAAAGAUGCACCGAAACCUGAUCACCUAACUGAAAUAGAAGACAUAGAAAACCUUAAAAUAUGUAACAAAACUUGUGGCAAACAAUGCGUUGGCAAAGAUUGGUGUUUAGUUGACAAAAUUGAAAAUGGAAUUAAUGAAGUGAAAAAAAUUAUUUUGAAAGACAAACGUACAUUUUACAUAGUCUAUGAUCUCAAACAAAUUUUUGAGAUUUUAAAUAAGGAAGGCGAUAAUUAUAUGUUAAUUGGAGGAAAUACUGGAAAAGGGGCCUACCCAAUAUUCUCAUAUCCACGUGUCCUUAUAGACAUAAGCAGAGUUCUGGAACUAAAGACGCACGUAGUGGAUCAGAACCUAGUGCUGGGAGCUGCGACCACCCUGAAUGACACGAUAUCGAUCUUCUACGAGAUCUCACAUCAGCGAGAGGAAUUUAGUUAUCUUGCUCUGCUUGCCGACCAUAUAACAUUAGUGGCCCAUAUCCCUGUUAGAAAUAUAGGUACCAUAGCAGGCAACCUUAUGGUUAAACACAGAGUUCCCGUGUUUUCGUCUGACUUAUUCUUACUGUUGGAGACUAUUGGAGCUGUUCUUGUUGUCGUUGAUAAAAAUGGAAUGGUACAUUUAGUGACACCAGCUGAGUUCCUUCACCUGGAUAUGGCGGGCAAACUUAUUACAGAAAUCAGGAUACCACCGUACUCGCAUAAUUAUCGCUUUGUGUCAUUCAAGAUCAUGCCGCGAGGUCAGAGUGCACAUGCGCAAGUAAACGCGGCGUUUCUCUACGAGUUCCACCAUGAUGGCGAGACCGUACGCUCUGCCAGGAUCGUCAUCGGAGGUAUCUCAGCUACCUUCGUGCAUGCUUCACACACUGAGGAAUACGUGGUCGGCAAGAAAAUCUUCACAGAUGAGGUGCUGCAAGGAGCGCUGAAGGUGUUGGAACAAGAACUGAAGCCUGAGGAAAUCGCCGGAGAAUUCAAACCUGAGUAUAGAAAGAAGUGUGCAUUGGGACUUUUUUACAAGGGUCUUCUGAUUCUGAUUCCUGAGAACCGACUGAACCCUCGUUAUCGCUCGGGGACGCGACGCCUGCGAAGGACGAGACCUUUGUCCAAAGGGUCCCAAGAAUUUAAUACUAAUCCCCUCAUCUGGCCUAUUACGGAACCUUCACCUAAAGUAGAUGCAUUGAUCCAAUGUGCAGGUGAAGCAAAGUACGUGAACGACCUAUCAACACAGCCCCGCGAGGUUUUCUGCGCUUUCGUCACCUCGGACAUCUGCACCGGAGAGAUCCUGGAAAUUGAUCCUUCACCCGCAUUGAAACUACCGGGUGUCGUUGCUUUUUUCUCAGCAAAAGAUAUACCGGGACCAAAUAAUUUUCUACCACCUCAAGUACCGACACUUAUAACUAAAGAAGAAAUUUUUAGCGAUGGUCAGAUAAAGUAUUACGACCAACCCAUCGGGGUUAUAGUCGCAGAAACUGACAAACUAGCUAACCGGGCUGCUCUGCUGGUCCAUGUCAAAUAUAAGAAAGAUACGAGAAAACCAGUUUUAACUAUAGCAGAAGCCAUAAAAGAACCUAAUAGGGUAUCAUUAUACUAUGCCCUACCAGCACGUAACACAGGUGCAAACGUGCAAAGAGUUAUCAAGGACUAUAACAGGAUAUUACAUCAGUACCACUUCUCAAUGGAGACGCUUCACAGCGUGACCAGGCCUAGUGACGAUGGUCUGGACGCAUACAUCAGCUCGCAGUGGCCUGACGCCGUACAAACCGCCAUGUCAUCCGUUCUGGAUAUUCAAUCUAAUCGCAUAAGCCUAGUAAUACCCCGGAACGGUGGUGGAUAUGGAAUAAAGCUAUCUCGAGCUGGCUGGAAUGCCACAACGUGUGCAUUAGUCACUUAUCUGACGAAUCGACCCUGUCGCUUUACCAUGAGCAUCCAGUCCAUGAUGAGAGUCCUAGGGAAGAGGCCUCCGGUAACUCUAGAAUUUGAGGUGGGCGUUGAUGACAGAGGUGAAAUUCAGUACCUGGAAUACCACAUGUACGAGGACCACGGCUACGUGUUCGGUGACCAAUUUGUCAUUCUAGCACCACCCGCUAUUAAAAAUUGCUACGAGAAUUCACGCUGGUCAAUGAAGAUUUUUAAUGUUCUGACAGAUACGGCUGCCGCCACGUGGAUGAGGUCACCAGGUACCUUUGAAGCAAUUUCACAUACCGAAAUGAUGAUGGAGGAAAUAUCCUACGUACUAGACAGAGACCCCGUGGAGGUACGUCGUGCUAAUCUUAACCCACAAUAUCAGGAAGUCUCUGAAAUGCUCGAUGAACUGUUGCAAGACAGAGAAUAUUAUAAAAGGAAAAGAGAAGUUGACGAAUUCAACUCCAGAAACCGUUGGAAAAAAAGAGGAAUACGAAUUUCCCUCAUGAGUUGGUCGACUCCAAUUGCUUGCGGAUAUCAAGUUGAUUUAAACGUGUUACAUAGUGACGGAACUGUUAUUGUAAAACAUGGAGCCAUAGAGAUCGGUCAAGGGGUGAAUACUAAAGUGAUUCAAGUAAUCGCAUACACUUUGAAUAUUUCUACGGACAUGGUGAAAGUAAAAGCAAAUGAUUCAGCAAAUGUAAAUAGUUUCACAACUGGCGGGAGUAGAAGUUCAAGUUCGGUGUGUCUUGGUGCUAUUAAGUGUUGUCAGUUGCUGCUUGAUAGGUUAUCAGCGAUCAGAGAGACACUGAACAACCCUACUUGGGCAUUGUUGGUGCAAACCGCAUACUUAGCAGGAAUCAAUCUGCAAGCCAGUUAUUACACGACAUCAAAUGAUUUAGUGAUUUAUAGAACGGGAGCAGUAGCUAUGGCUGAGGUUGAGUUAGAUAUACUUACAGGAGAGCAUGAAAUUAGGAGAGUCGAUAUAAUUGAAGAUGCUGGAACAUCGGUCAAUCCGGUACUUGAUAUUGGACAGAUCGAAGGUGCCUUUAUCGUGGGCAUGGGCUACUGGACUACAGAGCACAUCAUAUACGACGAACACACCGGAGAGCUCCUCACGGACCGCACGUGGUUCUACCAUGUGCCAAGUUGGGCCGAUAUACCUCUCGAUUUCAGGACCAAGUUGAGGAAAAGUUCUUACAACCCCAGAGACGUUUUUGGAAGUAAAGCGGUUGGAGAACCCGCCACAUGCUUGUCGAUAUGCGUGGCGUUUGCUCUCAGAGAAGCUAUAGCGGCAUCUAGGCAGGAGACUGGAUAUCCCCGCACGGAGUGGUUCCACGUCGAUGGCCCGUUCACAUUGGAAGCAAACGUGCUAUCAGCAGACGUGCGACUUGAUGAAUUCAAAUUCAAAUAAAAGUAUAAUACAAUUAAUCACCAAACAAAUGUACUUUCUAUGACCUAAUUAACAUGACUGCUCACUAUAAUAAUAGAUCAGUCACCAAAAUUUAAUCAUCGAAUAAUUUCAAAACGGUUACUUAUAAAAAUGUCUAAUCUAUGGAAAAUAAUAUCAAUCACCAAAUAAUUGUAUUAGUUCAAAAAAUAACAGAUAUGUCAGCCUCUGCCGCUCGGCUUACGCUGCAUACUGCACGCUAUUUACGUACGAAAAUUGAAAUGAGCACUGGAAAAAAAUACGAUAAUCUAUUUUAUAUUUUUAUAAUAAAUUAUUUUCAAGCCACCUUUUUAGCUUUUAUUUAGGCCACCUAUAGCUACAUUUCUGAAUAGUGGAGUAA
Molecule: messenger RNA, 4180 nt
Organism: Cydia pomonella (codling moth)
Lineage: Eukaryota; Metazoa; Arthropoda; Insecta; Lepidoptera; Tortricidae
Exons: 19
Coding region: 1-3804 (1267 amino acids)
Molecular function (GO): oxidoreductase activity; 2 iron, 2 sulfur cluster binding; iron ion binding
Source: RefSeq, a predicted model, not a curated record